Molecule: messenger RNA, 1642 nt
Organism: Rhopalosiphum padi (bird cherry-oat aphid)
Lineage: Eukaryota; Metazoa; Arthropoda; Insecta; Hemiptera; Aphididae
Product: major facilitator superfamily domain-containing protein 6-B-like
Exons: 7
Coding region: 137-1441 (434 amino acids)
Cellular component (GO): membrane
Source: RefSeq, a predicted model, not a curated record
CAUCAGUAGUAUGCUCUAAGCAAAUGAUCUGUCAACACGAUUUCCAUUGACACGGAUUAUAUUUAUUUUAUAAGAUAAUCCCACGAAUUCUACCCGCGAGUGUAUCAAACUACAAGGUCCAACUGCAAACUCCAAAAUGCGUUUACCCAACGUGAACCUAAAACUGUUGCCUUUCAAAGCGCAUUUUUUCCUCAUGAAUGGCGGCACCACGCCGCUAACACCAUACCUGACCACCAUAGCAAAACAACGCGGCUACUCUGCCCGGCUAGUGGGCGCUGUUUUCUCAGUGCUACCCCUCGCCGCAGUGUUUGCUCGUCCUCUUUUUGGUGCUGUGGCCGAUCACUUCCGAUGCCAAAAGGCCAUGUUCCUGUGCUUCAUAGUCGUAGUCACUUUGAUAACCACUUCCUACGAACUCCUACCCGACUCACCGGCGGACGUUGACAACGGGCGGGAUGAAACAGCGUUGACCACUCACCAGUUCUGGUUAUUUUGCGCUUUCUUGAUGGCCAGAUAUGUAACAAUCAGCAUCGUCACAACUUUAUCGGAAACCAUGUGCUUGCAAAACUUGGGUAAAGACACGCACAAAUUUGGACAACAAAGAUUGUGGGGCUGUGUUGGUUGGGGUUUGGUGUCUAUUAUAGUGGGUUGGUUGAUCGACUGGUACAGUAGUGGAAGUUCGAUCAAAGACUACACACCUGGAAUUAUCGUAUCAACCGUUUUCUUGUUGGCAGACCUACUAGUUGCUUCUAAAAUUAACGAUUGUCAAAGUGAUGUUGUAUCAAAACAUAUUUUCAAAGAUCUCAGAAAAGUGUUCAAUAAUAUUAAAGUUGUAAGUUUUCUCAUUUGGGUAGUUUUUUUUGGAAUUUUUUAUGGAAGUAUUUCACUUUAUUUGUUGUGGCAUAUGGAAGAACUAGUUACAAAGUAUCACCCGGAAAAAUAUUCUUCAAUAAAAACAAUUGAAGGAAUACUGUUUGCUGUGAAAUGUUUUGGAGGUGAAAUGCCAUUUUUCUUUUUAUCUGGUAAAAUAAUUAAAAAAGUUGGUCAUCUGAAUUCGAUAGCAAUUGGUCUUGCUACAAUAUCUUUGAGAUUUUUUCUUUACUUUAUUAUCAAAGAUCCAAUGUGGAUAGUGCCCGUGGAGUUGCUUAGUGGUCUAGGUUUUGCGUUACCAUAUUCGGCAAUGACAUCUUAUGGAUCGAUUUUAGCACCAGAAGGACUUAAAAGUACCGUUCAAGGGUUAUUUAGCACAAUAUUUCAAGGAGUAGGUGUGGGUCUUGGAAGUUUUAUAACAGGGUACCUCUUCAACGAAAUAGGGAGCAGUAAUACAUAUCUCGUUUUGAGCAUAUUAGCAUUAGUCAUUUGUUGUAUACAGACUAUCACGAUCCGGAUUAUGGUUAAAACAACGAAAUCACAAGAAAAUAGUAAUAUCAAUACCGAAGCCUAAAGUGAAACUUUAAGAGGUUGUCAUACACAUAUGUGUUAUCUUUAAGGUUGUCAUACAAACGCAGAACAGUGAAUUUGAAUUAUAUAUUUUACUCUAUUGUUUUUAAUUACUUAAAACAUUUGAAGUAAAUUUUUUUAAAUUUAAAUUUUGAAGCAAAUAAUGUGCAAAAUGUAUAAAAAAUUAUAAUUUUACUUACAUCAA